This is a messenger RNA of Aspergillus clavatus NRRL 1, 4719 nucleotides long. RefSeq names its product type V myosin. Gene Ontology annotation, biological process: actin filament organization; vesicle transport along actin filament. Gene Ontology annotation, cellular component: actin cytoskeleton; cytoplasm; vesicle. Gene Ontology annotation, molecular function: ATP binding; microfilament motor activity; actin filament binding. Bases 1 to 4719 code for a protein of 1572 amino acids. The record is from RefSeq and is a predicted model, not a curated record. The transcript has 7 exons. Lineage: Eukaryota; Fungi; Ascomycota; Eurotiomycetes; Eurotiales; Aspergillaceae.
AUGGCACAUAAUUACGAGGUCGGAACGCGGGCAUGGCAGCCUGAUCCGACAGAAGGAUGGAUUGCGUCCGAGGUCAAAGAGAAAUUGGUAGAUGGGGACAGAGUACAAUUGGUCUUUUUGUUAGAGAAUGGCGAGACAAAAAUGCUUGAGACGACAGAACUUGAGUUGCAAGUGGACAACAACCCGAAUUUACCUCCUUUGAUGAAUCCUGCCAUGCUUGAAGCGAGCGAGGACCUCACGAACCUGUCCCAUCUGAAUGAACCAGCCGUCCUGCAGGCCAUUAAACUACGUUACGCACAAAAGGAGAUAUAUACAUAUAGUGGCAUCGUCCUCAUCGCAACAAAUCCAUUCGCCCGAGUCGAUUCGCUCUAUGUCCCGCAGAUGGUACAGGUGUAUGCUGGGAAGCAGCGUGCUUCACAAGCUCCCCAUCUGUUCGCCAUUGCAGAGGAGGCAUUUGCUGACAUGCUGCGAGAUGGAAAAAAUCAGACGAUCGUGGUCUCCGGUGAAUCAGGUGCUGGUAAGACGGUCAGCGCCAAAUACAUCAUGCGGUACUUUGCGACUCGUGAAUCGUCGGAUCAACCAGGAAAGUACAGCACAAGUCGGGCGGAUGCGAUCAGCGAGACCGAAGAGCAGAUUUUAGCUACCAAUCCUGUCAUGGAAGCUUUUGGUAAUGCAAAGACCACAAGGAAUGACAAUUCAUCACGGUUUGGAAAGUAUAUUGAGAUCAUGUUUGACGAUAGGAACAAUAUCGUUGGAGCGAAAAUAAGGACUUACCUCUUGGAACGAUCACGACUGGUAUUCCAGCCUCUCAAAGAGCGCAAUUACCACAUCUUUUAUCAGCUUGUGACUGGGGCAACGGAUCAAGAGAAACAAGACCUCGGUCUUGCCUCCAUUGAGGAUUUCGACUAUCUCAAUCAAGGAGGAACCCCGACUAUUGACGGCGUCGAUGAUAAGGCUGAGUUCAACGCGACAAGAAAGUCCCUCAGUACGAUUGGGGUGCUGGAGCGAACUCAGGCUGAAAUUUUCCGAAUCCUCGCUGCAUUAUUGCACCUGGGCAACGUCAAGAUUACCGCCACCCGGACUGAUUCCACUUUGUCGCCUUCGGAGCCUUCACUUGUGCAGGCCUGUGAGAUUCUUGGAAUUGACGUGAACGAGUUUGCAAAAUGGAUCGUGAAGAAGCAGCUAAUCACUAGAGGGGAGAAGAUCACCUCGAACCUCACACAACAACAAGCAACUGUUGUCAAGGACUCAGUCGCGAAAUUUAUAUAUUCCAGCUUAUUCGACUGGCUAGUUGAUAAAAUCAACCACCGCUUAGCCAAUGAUGAGGUCCUGACCAGUUACAAAUCUUUCAUUGGUGUGCUAGAUAUCUAUGGUUUCGAGCAUUUUGCAAAGAAUUCAUUCGAACAGUUUUGCAUCAAUUACGCCAAUGAGAAACUACAGCAAGAAUUCAACCAGCACGUUUUCAAACUUGAGCAAGAGGAAUACGUGCGCGAACAAAUAGAUUGGACAUUCAUUGACUUCUCUGACAACCAGCCCUGUAUUGAUCUGAUUGAGGCAAAACUCGGGAUAUUGUCUCUUUUGGAUGAAGAAUCCCGGCUUCCAAUGGGCUCCGACGAACAAUUUGUUACCAAACUCCAUCACAACUUUGCUGCUGACAAGCAAAAAUUCUACAAGAAACCCCGAUUCGGCAAAUCUGCAUUCACAAUUUGCCAUUAUGCGGUUGAUGUGACUUAUGAGUCCGACGGCUUCAUAGAAAAGAACAGGGACACUGUUCCAGAUGAGCAUAUGGGCAUUUUACGUAACUCGUCGAACCCGUUCGUGAAAGAAAUACUUGAUACUGCUGCCGCCGUUCGCGAGAAAGAUUCGGCUUCUAUGUCAUCCAAAGCAGUUGCGGCUCCUGGCCGCCGAAUUGGGGUUGCUGUCAAUCGAAAACCCACAUUGGGGGGGAUUUUCAAGUCAUCACUAAUUGAACUCAUGACCACAAUUAAUUCUACCGACGUGCACUAUAUUAGAUGCAUCAAGCCAAACGAGGCCAAAGAGCCAUGGAAAUUCGAAGGUCCGAUGGUCCUCAGUCAGCUUAGAGCCUGUGGUGUGCUUGAAACCGUUCGAAUCAGUACUGCUGGGUAUCCCACUCGUUGGACUUACGAGGAGUUCGCUAUUCGCUAUUACAUGCUUUGUCAUUCAUCUCAGUGGACGUCAGAAAUCAAGGAAAUGUGCCACGCAAUUUUACAGAAAGCUUUGGGAGACGCAAAUCAUCAGAAACAUGACAAAUAUCAACUGGGUUUGACAAAGAUAUUCUUCCGGGCAGGCAUGCUUGCUUUCCUUGAGAACCUUCGGACAUCUAGACUUAACGAAUGCGCAAUCAUGAUACAGAAGAACUUGCGGUGCAAAUACUAUCGGCGUCGGUACCUCGAAGCUCGCACUUCUAUUCUUACUACACAGGCUCUGGUCAGAGGUUUCCUAGCACGGCGACAAGCUGCAGAAAUACGUCAAAUCAAAGCUGCCACAACUAUCCAAAGAGUCUGGCGUGGUCAGAGAGAAAGAAAACUCUACAACAGAAUCCGCAGCAAUUUCAUUUUGUUUCAAUCUGUUGCCAAAGGCUUUCUUUGCCGACAGAAUAUUAUGGACACGAUACAUGGCAAUGCGGCAAAAAUUAUACAACGCGCAUUUCGUUCCUGGCGGCAAAUACGUGCCUGGCGGCAGUAUCGUCGCAAGGUAGUCAUCGUCCAAAGCUUGUGGAGAGGAAAAGAGGCUCGGAAACAAUAUAGGAAACUUCGAGAAGAGGCAAGGGACCUCAAGCAAAUAUCCUACAAAUUGGAGAACAAGGUGGUAGAAUUGACCCAGUAUCUUGAGUCCUUGAAGCGUGAAAACAAAUCCUUGAACUCACAACUGGAGAACUACGAAACGCAACUGAAAUCGUGGAGAAGCCGCCACAAUGCGUUAGAGAGCCGCUCUAGGGAACUUCAGGCAGAAGCCAACCAAGCGGGAAUCACCGCCGCUCGUUUGGCUGCCAUGGAGGAAGAAAUGAGCAAAUUGCAGCAAAGUUACGCUGAGGCACAAACAAUCAUCAAGCGCCUACAAGAAGAGGAAAAAGCCUCACGGGAAUCGAUUCGUUCUGCAAAUAUGGAAUUAGAACGAUUGAAACAACUCAAUAGUGAAGCCGAGAACGAUAGAGCGUCCCUGCGCCAACAAGUUGCUGAACUCGAAGAACAGUUAGAGCUAGCGAAGCGCAGUCUACCUGUGAACGGCUCUAAUGGGGACACACAGAAUGGUGGCCCCAUACAACCCCCUGCCGGCGGCUUGAUCAACCUAGUCUCAUCGAAGAAGUCUAAACCCAAGCGACGCAGUGCCGGAGCGGAAAGAAUCGAGACUGAUCGCUUUAGCGGCGCUUACAACCCUCGGCCCGUAUCAAUGGCGAUCCCAAGCUCCAAUAUUGGCCGUCAAAACUUCUCGGGACAUCCCUUCUCUCCAGGCCUAGACACCGUCGAGGUGGAGCUUGAGAAUCUCCUUUCGGAAGAAGAUGAGCUCAACGAGGAAGUCGCCAUGGGUCUGAUUCGAAACUUGAAAAUUCCACUGCCCAGCUCCACCCCCCCGCCAACCGAGAAAGAGGUUCUCUUUCCGGCAUAUCUCAUCAACUUGGUCACAUCAGAGAUGUGGAACAAUGGUUUUGUUAAAGAAUCCGAGCGCUUCUUGGCCAAUGUAAUGCAGUCGAUUCAGCAAGAGGUCAUGCAACACGAUGGCGACGAUGCCAUAAAUCCCGGUGCCUUCUGGCUUUCUAACGUACACGAAAUGCUCUCGUUCGUCUUCUUAGCCGAAGAUUGGUACGAAGCCCAAAAGACAGAUAAUUACGAGUACGACCGCCUUCUCGAAAUUGUGAAACAUGAUCUCGAAAGCCUAGAGUUCAAUAUCUAUCACACAUGGAUGAAGGUGCUCAAGAAGAAACUGUACAAGAUGAUAGUUCCUGCGAUCAUCGAGUCACAGUCUCUUCCCGGGUUUGUUACCAGUGAAACGAACCGAUUCCUUGGAAAACUUUUGCCAUCAAAUAACAAUCCAGCUUACAGCAUGGACAAUCUCCUCAGCCUUCUGAACAAUGUUUAUAAGGCAAUGAAAGCGUUCUACUUGGAAGAAUCCAUUGUCAAUCAGACCGUGACAGAGCUUCUUCGGCUCGUCGGCGUCACAGCUUUCAAUGAUCUCUUAAUGCGAAGGAACUUCCUGUCCUGGAAACGUGGCCUGCAGAUUAAUUACAAUAUAACUCGGAUUGAGGAGUGGUGUAAGAGCCAUGAUAUGCCGGAAGGGACACUGCAGCUUGAACAUUUGAUGCAAGCAACAAAACUCCUUCAGCUCAAGAAGGCAACCCUGAAUGACAUUGAAAUCAUUCAAGAUAUCUGCUGGAUGUUGUCUCCAAACCAGAUUCAAAAAUUGUUGAAUCAGUAUCUUGUUGCAGAUUAUGAACAGCCCAUCAAUGGGGAGAUAAUGAAGGCCGUCGCCUCGCGCGUCACAGAGAAGAGCGAUGUACUUCUUCUUACACCUGUUGACGUGGAAGAUAGUGGUCCAUAUGAAAUUGCUGAGCCUCGCGUCAUAACAGCUCUAGAAACAUACACCCCCUCCUGGCUUCAAACACCACGCCUGAAACGCCUCGCGGAGAUUGUCUCUGCCCAGGCAAUGGCUCAGCAGGAGAGGCUUGAACUGAUAGAACCUGAUGUAUUGCCAGCUGAGUGA